Messenger RNA from Dichotomopilus funicola, 1605 nucleotides. Its product is annotated as 2-oxoacid dehydrogenases acyltransferase-domain-containing protein. The record is from RefSeq and is a predicted model, not a curated record. Gene Ontology annotation, molecular function: lipoic acid binding; acetyltransferase activity. Lineage: Eukaryota; Fungi; Ascomycota; Sordariomycetes; Sordariales; Chaetomiaceae. Gene Ontology annotation, cellular component: mitochondrion; cytoplasm. Bases 1 to 1605 code for a protein of 534 amino acids. The transcript is spliced from 2 exons.
AUGUUUUGGAGCCACAGUUCUCGCGCAGUCCGCCAGCAAUGGCAAGUCUACCGGGGGUUUGCUCGCCGUGCGGGUGCCGCGGGCACAUCUCUCUCGUCUCUCUCGUCUCACCCGUUACCGCCUUCAUUCGCGCUGACGGCGAGGUCGUUUCAUGCGUCGCGGCCUCUUCUUGCAAUUAAGCCAGUACUGCUUGCCGAUAUUGGAGAAGGUAUCGUCGAAUGCGAGAUCAUCCAAUGGUUCGUCGAGCCCGGGGCGCGCGUCGAGGAGUUCUCUCCGUUAUGCGAGGUGCAGAGCGACAAGGCGUCCGUUGAAAUUACCAGCCGAUUCGCCGGGGUUGUCAAGAAGCUACACUAUGACGCGGGUGAGAUGGCCAAGGUCGGAAAACCAUUUGUCGACAUUGACAUCCAGGGAGAUAUAAAUGGGGAAGACCUAGGGGACUCAGCGCCCUCUGAGCCUCCACAAAAACAAGCAGAGUCCAAACCUACUACCCAGGCCCCCGUCCGUCCAGCAGCCGAAGAAACAGCAGCAUCACAGGUGGCCGUGUUGACGAAGCAAGAGUCGGACGGUACACCCAAGGUCAAGGGGAAGCACGCCGGGCUCGCAACACCAGCGGUCAGGCACCUUUCCAAGGAGUUGAAGGUGGACAUUUCCGAGAUAGAUGGGACCGGCAGGGAUGGCCGGGUUCUCAAGGAGGAUAUCUACAAGUUUGUCGAGAAGAGGAACGCUGCUCACACACAACAACAGCAACAACAACAGCAGACUCCUACCUCCCCCACAGGCUUCGGGUCUCUCGCACCACCACAAGGGGUAACAGCCGCGGGCCCACAGCAAGAAACGCCCGUUGCGCUCACUCGGACACAAGAAAUGAUGUUCAAGACCAUGACCCGGUCCCUCAACAUCCCCCAUUUCCUCUACGCUGAUGAAGUCGACUUCACCUCGCUCGUUGAGCUCCGCGGGCGCCUGAACAAGGUCCUCGCCAAGUCCGGCUUGAGCGAAGGUCAGGUCAGCAAGCUCUCGUACCUACCCUUCAUCAUCAAGGCCGUCUCCAUGUCACUAUACAAGUACCCCGUUCUCAACGCUCGCGUCGACGUCGACACUACCGCGAAUGGAAACUGCAACGGCAACGGCAAUAACAACGGCAAACCCACACUCAUCCACCGCAGCCAACACAAUAUCGGCGUCGCCAUGGACACCCCCUCCGGCCUCCUCGUCCCCGUCAUCAAGAACGUAAACGCCCUCAACAUCCUCGACAUCGCCUCCGAGCUAACCCGGCUACAAGCCCUCGCGGCCGCCGGCAAGCUCUCCCCGCUGGACAUGGCCGGCGGGACCAUCACGGUCAGCAAUAUCGGCAACAUCGGCGGCACCUACCUAUCGCCUGUGAUUGUCGAGCGCGAGGUGGCGAUCCUGGGGGUCGGGCGCAUGCGCACCGUGCCGGCGUUCUCGACGGUACCCGGGGAGGAGGACAAGGUGGUGCGGAAGCAGGUGUGCAAUUUUAGCUGGAGCGCGGAUCAUCGUGUUGUGGACGGGGCCACGAUGGCGAAGGCGGCUGAGGUGGUGAGGACGAUUGUGGAGGAGCCGGAUGUUAUGGUAAUGCAUUUGCGGUAG